Messenger RNA from Aaosphaeria arxii CBS 175.79, 1793 nucleotides. RefSeq names its product STE3-domain-containing protein. Gene Ontology annotation, molecular function: mating-type factor pheromone receptor activity. Gene Ontology annotation, biological process: G protein-coupled receptor signaling pathway. The record is from RefSeq and is a predicted model, not a curated record. Gene Ontology annotation, cellular component: membrane. The transcript has 2 exons. Bases 1 to 1494 code for a protein of 497 amino acids. NCBI's taxonomy places the organism in Eukaryota, Fungi, Ascomycota, Dothideomycetes, Pleosporales.
AUGGACCCAGAGACACUCCCCCCGAACGCUAUAAUCCUUCCUAUUCUCGCCUUCCCUGCCUGGAUUCUUUGCAUCCCGCCAUUAGUAUGGCAUUUCUCGCAACGGAAUAUUGCCGCCUGGUCACUCAUAGCUUGGUCGAUACUCGGCAAUUUCUUCAAUUCCAUCAAUCCACUCAUCUGGCCUCGAGAGAAUAUCCUGGAAUGGUACGGUGGAGCCGGCCUCUGCGACAUCGAAGCUCGCGUGUUGGUCGGUUACAGCGUUGCUUUGGCUGCUUGCGUUACCAUGAUCAUUCGGAAGCUAGCCAAUGUCAUGGACACCCGAAACAUUGUCGUGGCCCCCAGUCACGGCAGUAGGAUACGAGAGAAGGUGUUUGAGGGCCUCGUCUGCUGGGGAUACCCUGCAUUGUUGAUGCUUGUCUACUUUAUUGUUCAGCCUAUACGAUAUAUCAUCUAUCAGAUAGGUGGUUGUGGUCCAGCAUAUGAUGCUAGCUGGGUCAGUAUCGUAUUGAGCUUGAUGUGGCCACUGAUUACCAUCGGCUUUGCCUCCUAUUUUGCUGGACUUCUCAUCUAUCGUCUCUUCCGCUAUCGUAGAGAAUUUCAUCGCCUCUUGAGUGCACGCAAUACCACUCAGUCUCGGUUUAUUCGUCUCUUCUUGAUGUCCGUCCUCGUCAUCAUAGCUUACCUUCCAUACAACUUCUAUAUGCUCUGGUGGCAUAGUUCUCAAGUUGUUGAAGUGUAUAGCUGGAGCCGCGUACAUAACGCGAAGACUUGGAACACUGUCAUAAAAGUCCCGAUGGGUGGUGCUGUCCGCUUCGACAAGUGGGGUCAAGUCGCCACAGGAUACGUUGCCUUCAUCGUUUUCGGAACAGGCGCCGAUGCCUAUAACACCUACAAACGAAUGCUCUGUGCCAUUGGCUUGGGUCGGGUCUUUCCAGGUCUUCUUGUCGUCUCAGAAAGCGGAUCUUCAACACCGACCAGCGCUCGCUUUACUCGAAGUUGGGCAUCAACUUACGCCGAUAAGGCAAAAACAUUCUUCUCAAAGAGUUCUUCCGUCACUGAGAUGAGUCUGCCAGGAACAACGGGGACUGGUUCGACAGUUGAACCCACUUCACCCACCACAACCGGCUCUGCAUCGAUCUGGUGCCAUGCAGUCUCUACCAAUGAACCAAUCAUUGAACAGUCUACAACAAAUUCUUCGUCAGCCCCUACUCAAAACACUCGAUCCUUCUUUGCUCGAUUGUUGCCUCGCCGAAACUGUCCGAAUCGGUCACUACCAGUCGCUGCUCCACGGUCCUCCUGUGAGGCAGUUGAGCCUGAGAAACAACACACCGAACCUCACGCGAUAGGUGUGUACUCACAUGCCUGGGCAGCAGAAAGACCCACAGCCGCACGAAAUGCUGAAGUCGACGGUGUCCACGUUGUGCACGAGGUCUGGCAAGAAAAUGGCCAGAGACGUGAUGUUGAGAGUAAAAACAACUCCUUCGACACGGUUUGAUGCUGCUAGUUGACUUCGAUCUCGCCCCACCACACUCUUUUAUUUCAACACUAUAUCGACCUUCAUUAUGCGCCCUUGAUCUAUCAUAUCUACAUCCGCAUCUUAGCGACCAAAUUGCAUUCCAUUCCCUACGCGUAUUGAGUUCAAACAUGCUAAGGCAAUUGUUUGAUACUCUGCAUUCUUUCUAAUAAGGAGUUGGUUCCCAAGGUCAUCAUUAAUAUUCGUUUCGGCAGUCACUACAGAGAAAACCCAGUACACCCUAUCUGGAGUGCAUAUAGCAAUAGUUACAUCAUAUAGUG